Messenger RNA from Ipomoea nil (Japanese morning glory), 2100 nucleotides. RefSeq names its product receptor-like protein 12. The record is from RefSeq and is a predicted model, not a curated record. Lineage: Eukaryota; Viridiplantae; Streptophyta; Magnoliopsida; Solanales; Convolvulaceae. Bases 1 to 2100 code for a protein of 699 amino acids. The transcript has a single exon. Gene Ontology annotation, molecular function: protein binding.
AUGUGGGGUUUAAUCCCAUCUUCACUAGCAAACCUCUCAAGUAUUAUUAAGUUGGACAUUAGUGAAAACAGGUUCACUGGUUCUUUACCCUCAUUUCAUAGUACAAGUGUACCAAAUCUCUCGUACCUUGACAUGUCAUCCAAUCCUCUCACGGGUGGAAUUCACUCGUCUCUUUUCAUGCUACCAUCUCUGAAAAUCUUGUACCUCAAUGAUAACAAAUUCAGUGGUGAACUUGAGGAGUUCUCUAAUACAUCUUCCUCUAUUUUAGAGCAAUUGUAUUUGAGUGGCAAUCAAUUGAGUGGGGUGGUACCUACAUCAAUCUUUGAACUUCCUAACCUCAUUCAUCUAUCAUUAGCCUCUAACAAUUUUAAUGGUAGUGUGAAAAUUAAAAUGUUGCAAAAUCUCAAGAACUUGAUAUCUUUAGAUUUAUCUAGCAAUAGCUUGACAGUUGAAGAAAAUGAUGAUGAUGAUGAUAGAAGCUUUCACUUGCCUCAGUUGGGGUUUUUGGGUCUAGACAAGUGCAAUUUAUCUGACUUCCCGAUUUUCCUAAAGAGCCAAGUAAAACUUAGAAGUCUUAGUGUUAAAGAUAAUCACAUCCGUGGUUAUGUUCCCAGUUGGCUGGGGAACAACACUCUCAGGACUUUGGACCUUUCUGGAAAUCCAUUAAAAUUUCUUGAACCAUCAGCCAUGGGAAAUAGUUCCUUCACAUCGCUAUACGCUUUAGCGAUGCAUUCUUGCAAUAUUUCUAAGCUCCCAGAGAUCUUGAAAGUCCUCAAUGCUUUAGAGUAUCUUGACCUUUCUGAUAACAAGAUAGAAGGUGAAAUACCAAGCUGGAUAUGGAAGAAUGAACUUCAAUUUGUGAAUAUUUCUCACAAUUUUUUUUCUGCUCUGAAUGAAUUUCCCUCAAAUAUUUCUUUAAAUGUUUUUGCUCUUUAUCUUCAUGGAAAUCGUAUCAAAGGAUCUCUUCCAUCCGGAAUAUGCAAUAUGAGCUACCUGCGAGUUCUUGACGCAUCAGAUAAUAAUUUGAGUGGUUUGAUCCCGGAGUGUCACGUCAACCUGACAAGUCUAUCAGUUUUGAACUUGAAAGGAAACAGAUACGAUCAAAUGCCUUCUACUUUUACAUUUGCCUAUAAUAAUCUUCGCUCUCUAAAUAUAAAUGGCAAUCGAUUGAAAGGGAAGUUGCCAAGAUCACUAGCCAACUGCAAAAUGCUAGAGAUUCUUGAUUUAGGAAACAAUAUGAUAUGUGAUACUUUUCCAUUUUGGUUGGAAAAACUCCCUUCACUCAAAGUUCUUAUCUUACGAAACAACAUGUUUUAUGGUCAGGUGGAGAUUCCUAAGACAGAGUUUGUGCUACCAAGUUUAUGCAUAAUUGAUUUGUCCUCCAAUAAUUUCACUGGGGAGUUGUCUAUAUAUUUCCUACAGAGCUUGAGUGCAAUGGCUAUGGGUGAGGAACACAAAUCACUAUCUAGCCUCAUUGGAGAGCAUGAUGAAUACUAUCAUGAUUCAGUGACCAUCAUGAACAAAGGAAAUGAGAUGGUGCUGGUUAAGAUAUUGACAAUAUUUGUGUCAUUGGAUCUGUCAAACAACAAGUUCCAUGGCAAUGUUCCGAAAGAGAUUGGUGAACUAAAAUCAUUGGUUGUGCUCAACCUGUCACAAAAUGUUUUUGAUGGGCAAAUUCCAAUAUCAUUGGGAGAGUUAUCUGAACUUGAAUCUUUAGAUUUCUCAAAGAAUAAAUUCUCAGGAACAAUUCCUCCACAACUUACCAGUCUAACAUUCCUAGCAGUAUUGAACAUGUCUUACAACCAACUAGCCGGUCCCAUUCCUUUGGGUAACCAAUUCAAUACUUUCACGAAUAGUUCCUACAUUGGAAAUACAGGAUUGUGUGGAAUCCCACUCUCAAGGAAAUGCAAUGGAGAUGGCGCACCAGUAGCAAAAGAUGAUGAGAGCUUGGAAAGUGAAGAAGCCAUGUUUGAUUGGAGGUUUGCAGUUGCUGGGUGUGGGUUUGGAUUGGUUGUUGGAUUAACAAUCGGUUUUGCAUUCUUGGCCGAAUGGAUUAUUAAGUGGCUCGUAAAGCAGAAAAAGAAGAAGCAGCAGCAGUGA